UAGAAAACACUGCUGAUGGACAACUAUACUAGUAACACAGAAUUCAUCUUGAUAGGUUUCUCAAGUAUGAAAAAAUGGCAAAAUGUUCUAUUUGGACCAUGCCUAGUACUUUAUCUGUGUAUGGUAGCUGGGAAUAUUGCUAUUAUUUCCCUGAUCUGUUUGAAUUCAAGACUUCACACCCCUAUGUAUUUUUUCCUGUGUAAUUUUUCCUUGGCAGAAAUGCUGGUCACAUCCACAGUAGUUCCCAGAAUGCUGGCAGACCUUAUGACUGAAGGGAGUACUAUCUCUUUCGGAGGGUGCCUGGCUCAGUUUUAUUUCUACUUUUCUCUGGGGACAACGACAUUCCUUCUACUGACUGUAAUGUCAAUUGACCGCUAUGUGGCCAUCUGCCAUCCCUUGCAUUAUGCCACUAUCUUAAGCAAUAGUGUCUGCAUCCAGCUGGCCUUGGGGUCAUGGAUGAUUUCCUUGUCUUCCAUGAUUCUACCAACAGUUUUCAGGGCUCGACUGUUGUUUUGCAGUUUAAAUCAGAUUGACCAUUUCUUCUGUGACAAUGCACCCUUGCUCAGACUCUCCUGUUCGGACACCCACCUCAUUGAGAUCUGGGACUUCCUUCUUGCCAUCCUAUUUGUGUUAAGCUCUUUUCUUGUGACCAUGGCCUCCUACGUUGCAAUCAUCUCCACCAUCCUGAGGAUCCCAUCUGCAACUGGCCGGCAGAGGACCUUCUCUACCUGUGCCUCGCACCUCACUGUGGUGGUCAUCGGUUAUGGCACCACCAUCUUCAUUUAUGUAAGGCCCAGCAAACACUACUCAAGUGACGUGAACAAAUUGGUUGCCCUGUUAACAUCAAUAGUGACCCCUUUUCUAAGUCCUUUCAUCUUCACUUUGAGGAAUAAGAAAGUCAAUGAGGCCUUCAGAGACUGGCAGAGGCACCUGAGAGGUUCACAAAGAACAACAUUGUGA
This is a messenger RNA of Pogona vitticeps (central bearded dragon), 960 nucleotides long. NCBI's taxonomy places the organism in Eukaryota, Metazoa, Chordata, Lepidosauria, Squamata, Agamidae. The record is from RefSeq and is a predicted model, not a curated record.